AUGUCAUCAGGACAUAAGUUCAAUAAAUCCAAUAAACUAAGAGCCUAAAUUACAUUUUAGAAUAAUUUAUAUUAUGAAGGAGAGGUAAUAACACAUUAAGAAGUACACAGUAUAGAAGGUUAAGGAACAUUAUUUACUGACAAGUCCAAAUUUUAGAUCAUAUUCGAGGGCAGUUGGAGAAACAAUAGUUUUCAUGGUACUACAACUAGUAUUAGAUUGAAACUUUUAAUGAUUGGCAUUUUAAUUGGAAGAUAGUUGAAGGUAUAAAUUACAUUCUAAACUUAAGCAAUAUUCAACAUGAAUGAUAUUAUUGAAGGCAAAGUAGACUUCUAUUAAAAAGAAGAUGUUAUUGCUGAUAAAAUUGGACAUUUAAAAUGA
This is a messenger RNA of Paramecium tetraurelia, 378 nucleotides long. RefSeq lists its product as uncharacterized. NCBI's taxonomy places the organism in Eukaryota, Ciliophora, Oligohymenophorea, Peniculida, Parameciidae. The transcript has a single exon. The record is from RefSeq and is a predicted model, not a curated record.